AUUUUUGCCUUCCAGGUUCAAAGUGUUAGCCAAUCAGUACAAAGCAAUAUAUCCUACCUUAGAGAUAGAUAUUGAAGGGGAAUUGAAAAAGCUCAAGGGCUGCAUGGAAAAAAUAAAACCAAUGGUAAGGGAUGGUGUUUAUUUCAUGUAUGAAGCUUUACAUGGACCACCAAAGAAGAUCUUAGUAGAAGGUGCAAAUGCAGCACUGCUGGACAUAGAUUUUGGCACAUAUCCUUUUGUGACUUCAUCAAACUGCACAGUUGGAGGUGUGUGUACAGGUCUGGGCAUGCCACCGCAGAAUGUUGGGGAAGUGUAUGGAGUUGUGAAAGCAUAUACAACGAGAGUUGGAAUUGGUGCCUUUCCUACAGAACAAAAUAAUGAAAUUGGAGAACUGCUGCAAAUGAGAGGUAAAGAGUUUGGUGUUACUACUGGUAGAAAGAGAAGAUGUGGCUGGCUGGACCUUGUGUUACUCCGAUAUGCCUACAUGAUUAAUGGAUUUACCGCAUUGGCGCUUACCAAAUUGGAUAUCUUGGAUGUAUUUCCAGAAAUCAAAGUUGGUGUUGCAUACAAACUAGAUGGUGAAAUCAUACCUCAUUUUCCUGCCAACCAGGAAGUCUUAAAUAAAGUAGAGGUUCAGUAUGAGACACUCCCAGGAUGGGAUACGGACAUAUCAAAUGCAAGGACAUUUGAUGACCUGCCUGUAAAUGCACAAAAUUAUGUUCGCUUUAUAGAAAUGGAGUUGGGUGUUCCUGUUAAAUGGAUUGGAGUAGGGAAAUCCAGGGAAUCAAUGAUCCAGCUGUUUUAAAGAUUUCAGAUGCAUGGAAGAAAGCACACUCCUCAAAAGACUGCUCAUUCUUAAUGCAUUAGUAGCCCGCAAAGCAAAGAUGUUGGAAAGAUAGAUUUUUGCAUGGAAAGAAAUGCCAGAGUUGAUACCCCCAAAUCAAUCGCUACUCCUGAAAGAGACUUUAACAUGAACCUGUAUCAGUUCUUGUUCGACUGCAACUUCCAGGACACUUGUCAUUGUUGUUCGAGGUGCCAUUGGAUUUUUUUUUCCUUUACCUAAUAUUAACUUCAUAAUGUAAUAUCUGUUUGAAAAUCUAAGGCAGCAUUACUUUCAUGACUGUUUGUUAUCCUCUCUCUGCUUUUGGCGGUGUUACUUCCCUGAAAUUUUAGACAGUAAAAAUAAUGCAGUUUUGCACAGAUAGUUUUACAUCCUCAUUAUUUGUAUUCCUAAAGCUGUUGUAUUCUUAAUGGCUGCUCUUGUGAGUGAUUAAAGAGGGGGGAUUCUGAUUUUAUAAUGCUAUAAA
This is a messenger RNA of Balearica regulorum gibbericeps (East African grey crowned-crane), 1307 nucleotides long. The record is from RefSeq and is a predicted model, not a curated record. Lineage: Eukaryota; Metazoa; Chordata; Aves; Gruiformes; Gruidae.